AUGUCUCAGUCAACGCCACCACCAACAUCAAGAACCACCAUCACCACACACACCCCAGCCACAUCGACCCCGGUGCAGAAUUUAGCACCCAUUUUGCCUAUCAUAUCAGUAACAGACACUUCCAGUCUUGGAGCUGGGACAUCUCAGACUGUUGCCUUUGCAGGUUUUCAUGACAACUUUAGAGAAGCAGCCGAAGAAGCAGAGGACAAUCCUGACCUCUACAACACCCUAAAGGCAGCAGCUUCGUCACAGCAUGUUGGUCAUAUUAGUUUCUGCGUGAAUGAAGAGCUGCAGGUGCAGCAGUCACUGAAAGCCAGUAAGUCUGUGACACCAUCGUCGUCAUCUUGUUGUCAGUGUCAUUGUCAUGAUUCUGGUGACACAGAAGGAACAGUAUCCUCACCUGAGUCAGGUGUCGCAGGUGUCCCCAACACACCUGAUAGUGCAGGUAAUGCUCAUUAUCACACAGCUGAGCAUGAGUCCAUGAGCAGUGACGAUUUUCUGGACUUCUCACAAGAGGCUGCACCACCAGCCAACGAAAAGCCAGUGUCUUUCAAGUCGGAGGUUGCAGAAUCUCCAAAAUCAUCUCCUAGUCAUUCAGUGCACAGUGGUGCCAGUUUUAAAAGUGAGGACUGUGGUACCUGCAAGGAGGAGGUAGAGAGAGAGGAGGCUGAGGCUUUGGCUAAAGCUCUGGAAGUGUCUGAUAGGCAAGACCCAACACCUGUGGUCCCAGGCCUGACCCCUUCUACCAGGGAAGAAAUUAUAACCAUACGAAUACAGCCUGAUGAUGAAUUCGACGAAGGGGAAUCAGGAUCCAGUGACUCAAGGCAGCCAGCGAUGUACCUUGAGAAGGUUCACUGGGUCAAAGGUCCUUUACUUGGUACGGGGGCCUACAGUUCCUGUUACCAGGCCAGGGAUACCAGAACUGGGGUCAUUAUGGCUGUCAAGCAGAUUUCAUUUUGUCGCAACUCUGCGCAAGAGCAGGAGAAGGUGAUUGAAGCCAUUUGUGAAGAAAUCCACAUGAUGGCCAGACUGAGCCAUCCCAACAUUGUUCGCAUCCUUGGGGCCACCAAACAAGGCUGCCAUUUCAACAUGUUUGUAGAGUGGAUGCCAGGUGGCUCAUUGGCCUAUUUGUUAGGGGAAUAUGGGCCGUUCAUGGAGAAUGUUCUAGUCAACUAUACAAGACAGGUGCUUCGUGGCCUGGCAUAUCUCCAUGACAACCACAUUCUACACAGGGAUUUGAAAGGUGCUAAUCUUUUAGUUGACAGCACUGGCCAGAACCUUCGAAUUGGAGAUUUCGGGGCCUCUGCCCGCCUUGCUUCACAGGCUACAGGUGCUGGAGAGUUCCAGGGCCAGCUGCUGGGCACCAUUGCAUUCAUGGCACCAGAGGUACUGAGAGGAGAAAGCUACGGCCGAGCGUGUGAUGUCUGGAGUGUUGGCUGUGUCAUGAUUGAAAUGUCCACAACCAAACCACCUUGGAAUGCUACAGAUGUCUCCAAUCACCUGGCUCUCAUAUUUAAGAUUGCCUCAUCAGUGGAUUCUCCUCCAAUCCCAGAGCAUCUUUCACCCCCAGUAAGGGACUUGAUGCUGAGAUGUCUGGAGCAGAACUCUGAAGAUCGACCCUCAGCCAAAGAUUUGCUGCUUCACCCUCUCUUUACCCGGUGCUUCCAAAGUACAUCACGCAGUACAGCA
Molecule: messenger RNA, 1689 nt
Organism: Candidula unifasciata
Lineage: Eukaryota; Metazoa; Mollusca; Gastropoda; Stylommatophora; Geomitridae
Source: the annotation of a GenBank genome assembly